This is a messenger RNA of Besnoitia besnoiti, 282 nucleotides long. RefSeq lists its product as uncharacterized. Bases 1 to 282 code for a protein of 93 amino acids. The transcript has a single exon. Lineage: Eukaryota; Apicomplexa; Conoidasida; Eucoccidiorida; Sarcocystidae. The record is from RefSeq and is a predicted model, not a curated record.
AUGCAGGUGGGAGUCCCGGCGUGUUUCCUUUUCUUGAGUGUUUUCGUCGUCGCUUGCUUGCUGAAUGGGACUGAAGCCGCGCACGCAUUGCUUCUGACCAAGAGCAAGCACAAGAAACCGGGUCUCAGUGGCGAAGGCGCGAAACACGAAGGCAAGCAUGGAAAGAAGAAGGAAAGCAGCAAGAAGGGAGACAAAGAGCAUCACGGGGAGAAGAACGAGAGCAAGGACUCUCACAAGAAGGUUAAACACCCGCGAACCGUCGACGAGGUGUACGGAUGGUGA